Molecule: messenger RNA, 1797 nt
Organism: Hevea brasiliensis (rubber tree)
Lineage: Eukaryota; Viridiplantae; Streptophyta; Magnoliopsida; Malpighiales; Euphorbiaceae
Product: chorismate synthase, chloroplastic
Exons: 13
Coding region: 204-1520 (438 amino acids)
Biological process (GO): chorismate biosynthetic process; aromatic amino acid biosynthetic process
Cellular component (GO): cytosol
Molecular function (GO): chorismate synthase activity; FMN binding
Source: RefSeq, a predicted model, not a curated record
CAUUUUCCUUUCUGCUUUUCCCGUUUUCCCAAUGAAAAUUUGGAGGAGAGGGUAGGUGGCCACUGACUUGCUACAUCUUAACAACCUUCAACACCACCACCACCACCAAUUUAUACCAACUGCCCAAACCUCAUUACCCACCAAUCCCAAUCAUUUCCUUUUCCUCUUCUUCUUCUCUUGGCACUGAAUUCGAUACUUGUUCAAUGGCUUCUUCUUCUCUUUCAUCCAAGCCUUUCCUUGGGGCUUACCGGCUUGAUGGGUCUUCCUCGCUUUCCAACCUCCGGGACCUCUCUAUCGCCACAGUCCAGAUCUCCUUCCGCCCACGAACCCCCAAAAAGCUCCAAAUACAUGCUGCGGGGAGUACAUAUGGUACUUACUUUCGUGUUACAACUUUUGGAGAGUCUCAUGGAGGUGGCGUUGGUUGUAUCGUUGAUGGAUGCCCUCCUCGUAUCCCUUUAUCAGAAGCUGAUUUGCAAGUUGAUCUGGAUAGGAGGAGGCCAGGUCAGAGUCGAAUUACCACCCCUAGAAAAGAGACUGAUACAUGCAAAAUAUAUUCAGGUGUCUCUGAAGGAGUGACUACUGGAACACCCAUCCAUGUGUUUGUACCCAAUACAGAUCAAAGAGGACAUGAUUACAGUGAAAUGUCAGUAGCUUAUAGGCCUUCUCAUGCAGAUGCAACUUAUGACAUGAAGUAUGGUGUCAGAUCUGUCCAGGGUGGGGGUAGAUCUUCAGCAAGAGAGACUAUUGGAAGAGUUGCAUCGGGAGCUAUUGCAAAGAAAAUUCUCAGGCAAUUUUCUGGAACUGAGAUUCUUGCUUAUGUCUCCCAAGUUCACCAGGUGGUACUUCCAGAGGACCAGAUUGAUCACCAGUCUCUGACACUUGAUCAGAUAGAGAGCAACAUCGUCAGGUGUCCAGAUCCUGAAUAUGCAGAGAAGAUGAUUGCUGCCAUUGACACUGUCCGAGUAAGAGGGGAUUCUGUUGGUGGAGUGGUCACAUGCAUUGUGAGGAAUGCCCCACGUGGGCUUGGUUCACCAGUCUUUGACAAACUUGAAGCUGAGCUGGCUAAAGCUGCCUUGUCACUACCUGCAACAAAGGGCUUUGAAUUUGGCAGUGGGUUUGCAGGCACUUUUUUGACUGGCAGUGAACAUAAUGAUGAAUUUUACGUGGAUGAACAUGGAAAAAUCAGGACAAGAACAAAUCGUUCUGGUGGUAUACAGGGAGGAAUAUCCAAUGGUGAAACUAUAAACAUGAGAAUAGCUUUCAAGCCAACAUCUACAAUAGGAAGGAAACAACAAACGGUGACUAGAGAUAAGAAGGAGACAGAAUUAAUUGCCCGUGGUCGCCAUGAUCCUUGUGUUGUCCCACGAGCGGUGCCUAUGGUAGAAGCCAUGGUGGCUCUGGUUCUCAUGGACCAAUUAAUGGCACAAUAUGCUCAGUGUUAUAUGUUUCCCGUGAAUCCAGAGCUACAAGAGCCGAUCAAGUUGCCGCCAAGUAUUGAGGCAAUGAACAUGUCCAUUUGAAAGGCAACAAAAGUUGUAACAAUUUUUCAUUCUGGAUUUAGCUUUCCUUAAAGAUUGUUAUAAAUUUUCCAAUGAGAGUGAGACACUUCCAUAGUCAUGGCAUUACAAGUUUGGGGCCUUAAUUACCCCUUUUGAAUUCUAGUGUUUCUGCUUUGUUGUAAUUUCUCAAAUUGCAGGGUUAAUAUUUGUUUUACCUUUGUUGCAAUGUAAACAGAUACCAACUAUUUAUUUACAAAUAAAACCUGUCCAAGCAUAAAGCUUGUGGACUUGUUUUCUA